CCUCGUGUCACUAUGACAAAUAUGUAACACCUGGAGUUCAGCUUGUUUUUCUUCAUUGCUGUUUGAGGUGUAAAAAGCUUUUAUGAUGGCUGAAGCUGGUUCAGACAGCAGGAGGGGCAGGACUAUGUUUCCUGUGUGGAGUUAACAUUUGACUCACUGGUGAAGGAGCCAGAAGACCAGACGGCUCCUCUUCUGCGGGCUGAAGGAAGAAACCGUCUACUGAAACAUGGAAAUCUGGAACUGUUGGAGCUGCGUCGGAGCUGUGGCUGUUUGUGUUUAUACAGUGGUUCAAACACUGAAGCGGGGCUGUCAGGCUGGACACUGGGCUGUGUGCCUCGGGGCCCUCGUGGCCCUCGGGUGUUGUCACUACUUUGGAGUUUCUCCGGGCCCCUGUGGGGUCGCAGUCUUCUGCUGCAGCCUGUGCCUGCACGCUGUCAUCGUGGGCAUGAGAGCAGACUUUGUGCCGGUGCAGGGACGAGCGGUGCUGGUGACAGGUUGCGACACAGGUUUUGGUCAUGCUCUGGCAAAGCUGCUCGAUCAGAUGGGAGUGGUGGUGUUUGCAGGUGUCCUGAAUGUGAACAGUCCCGGAGCCCAGCAACUGAAAGAGCAAGGAUCUGAAAAUCUGCAGGUCCUUCAGCUCGACGUGACAGACAGUUCCCAAAUAGAACAAGCUCAUCAUCACAUCUGGACCAAGGUUGGCAAGACGGGUCUGUGGGGUCUGGUCAAUAAUGCAGGAAUCAUGCUCUGUCCUGCUGAUGCAGAAAUCUUGCCAAUCACAAUGUGGAAGCGCUGCAUGGAUGUGAAUUUUCUGUCUGCUGUUAAAAUGUGCCAAGUCUUCCUCCCCCUUCUGCGGCACUCCAAAGGACGUAUUGUCAACGUUUCCAGCAUGGCAGCUGAGGUGCCAAUGCCAACUAUUUCUGCUUAUGGAGCAUCAAAGGCAGCGCUGACAAAUUUCUCCCAAGUUAUCAGACUGGAACUGGCUGCAUGGGGUGUCAGAGUCGCCUUAAUUCAACCUGCAGGCUUCAGAACAAAUAUCUUCAGUAAAGGUGAAGACAUCAGUCGCUUUCGAGACGAGAUAAUGAGACAUAUGUCCUCCGAUGUCCGAGAGGAUUAUGGGGAGGCGUACAUCAAGUCUCUCCCCAGUCAUCUGUCCAAAAUGGCCAAAAAAUCAGCAGAGGAUCUGAGUCCUGUACUAGACAACAUGUGCCACGCCCUGUUCGCCACAAAGCCCAAACUUAUUUACACACCGGGCCAGAUGGGAUGGCUCCUCCCCUUUCUGCAGCGCCUGUGCCCUACCGCCAUGUUUGAUGUCAUAAUUACUAAAUGUAUUAUACAAAAUGAGUGCAAACCAGCUGGUUUACACACAACAUGAACACAAACCAGCUGGUUUACACACAGUGUUAACGCAAACUGGCUGGUGUACACACGCAACAUGACUCCAAACCAGCUGGUUUAUACGCAACGUGAACACAAAACAGCUGGUUUACAAACAAUGUGAACACAAACCAGCUCAUUUACACGCAACAUGAACACAAGCCGGCUCGUUUACACACAACGUGACUGCAAACCAGCUGGUUUACACGCAAUGGGCCUCAUGUAUCAAUGUUGUGCACUUGUGGCGUAAAUUUACAGCGUAAACUUGAAAUACACCAAAGUCGCCGUGACAUGUAUCAAGCAGUGCACACCUGCCCAGUUCCAG
Thalassophryne amazonica is the source of this 1699-nucleotide messenger RNA. It is a transcript of the gene hsd17b2, whose product is annotated as hydroxysteroid (17-beta) dehydrogenase 2. The transcript is spliced from 5 exons. The coding region runs from base 227 to 1372 and encodes 381 amino acids. NCBI's taxonomy places the organism in Eukaryota, Metazoa, Chordata, Actinopteri, Batrachoidiformes, Batrachoididae. The record is from RefSeq and is a predicted model, not a curated record. Gene Ontology annotation, molecular function: oxidoreductase activity.